AUGCUUACUUGGAAAAAUUCAUUCAAGCACAUCUCUAAUAGACGAAAUGAUGGAAAAAGACCAUUUGGACUUAUUUUAAGAACAGCUUUUAAUGACGGUAGAGUAAGUAUGGAUUUAAGUACCAGUUUGGGGCAGAAUCGCUUGUCGUUCAUUGUAAAGAGAGUAAUUUUAGCAGUUAAUUCCGCCUGGUGCAAAUUCGAUUGUUUCUUAGCUAAUAAUGACCAUUUUCAUAUAAUCCUUCUUUCUUUGAUGCCUGUACCGGUCAUUUUUGAAGGUUCACUUAGUGGUUCUCAAUCACCUUUGAUGUGGGUUGUUGUUGGAGGCACUUUGAGGGAGAAGAUUUCUACAAGACGUUUAUUUUUUCGUUUGGGAUUUCAGUCAUUCGCAAAAAUGUGGGCGUGUUAUGCCACACGAAAUCAGAUUGUCUUCAAGCAUAAAAGAAAUGGACAAUUUGUUUCUUUAAAUUUUAAAUGGAACAACAAUUUGACCAGUUUCAGUGGCGUUCUUGUUUUACUUGUUUACAAAGUCUUUGACAAUUAUUUUUGGAUGUGCAUUUAUAAAUCUCAUGAAAGAGGACAACGUUUGCCUUUCGGAUGUCUGAUUUUUGUUAAGGAUUUAGAGUUUGCUAGAUUCUAG
Messenger RNA from Echinococcus granulosus, 636 nucleotides. RefSeq lists its product as hypothetical. Bases 1 to 636 code for a protein of 211 amino acids. NCBI's taxonomy places the organism in Eukaryota, Metazoa, Platyhelminthes, Cestoda, Cyclophyllidea, Taeniidae. The transcript has 6 exons. The record is from RefSeq and is a predicted model, not a curated record.